UUCUCUCACACAGCUUCCACAGCCAUAGCAGCGGGUAGGAUCAGAGCAAGCAGAGCACACUCACACCCAGCUGAGGUCCACCUGUCCUGCUGCUUUUCACGGCUUACUUAUCAGAGGAAGGGACUGACCGGUGACCCGCCACCAUGUUUAAGGGUAAAAGCAAGAAGACCGCAUCUAUAACUCCUGCUUCUACGCAGCAAAAAACAACUACCACAACGGAACUUGCUGCUCUUAUUGAGAAGCUGCAGAAGAGUGCUGAUAAGGUGGAGAAAAACAUCUACGAUAUUGAACAGAACCUCAACAAGGAUGUGAGUAAGAUCAACGAUGGCAAGCAGCCUUUGUAUCGGGAGGAUACUAACAAGAGAAUCCUUAAUUCUGUGGAGCUGCUUGAUAGCCUGGAUGAGGACGUUCGCAACACCAAGCGCCUCCAGCAUCCACAGGCUGAGAUGAUAGAACAAGACAUGUUUCAGCUGCGAGAGAGAGUGAAUAAGCUGAAGGAGGAGCAUGAUCGGAUCUACCACCUGAGCCGCACUGAGGGGAUGCCCAGCGUUAACUGGGGCAACAUAAUGGAAGACAAAAUGGAAAACCUGAACAACAAGGGCUACGGCCAGGAUCUGUCCACUGUGGAGAGUGAGGUGGAGGAACACAAUAUCUUCCACAGCGAGGUGGAGGCUCUGGCUCCCCACAUUUCUAUUGGUGGAGACAAGGAAUACAUCAACGGCCUCCAGAUGAAGUACAGCAAACUGCUGGCCAGCUCUAGUGCUCGUCAGCGCUACCUGGUGACCCUGCGGGACUACAUGCAGCGUUGCACUAAUGAUCUGUUUUGGAUGGACCAGCAAGCGGAGGAGAGGUUUAACUAUGACUGGAGUGACACCAACCUGGACUAUCCUGCCCGACAGAGGCAGUAUGAGAACUUUAUCAGUAAAUGUCUGGAGGCCAAGGAGGCUACCAUCACCAAGCUGAAUGACGAUGGAAAGAGUCUGAUUGCAGCACAACACCCAGGGAAUAAUGUCAUAGAGGCACAUAUGGAGGCAGUCCACGCUGACUGGAAAGAGUACCUCAACCUGCUCAUCUGUGAGGAAAACCAUCUAAAGCAAAUGGAUGAAUAUCACAAGUUUCACAAGGAAGCCCGCGACACACAGGACCUGCUGAAGCGGCUGGAUACAGAUGUCAACCAAAAGUACAACCCGGAGUUCAAAGAUGUUUAUCAGUUGGAGAGCCUGAUCUCAGAGCUGGAUGACCAAGCCAAGGCUGUGGAGCACUUUGAUGAGCGGGUCAAAGCUCUUCAGAAGCGUAGUCUUCAGGUUUUGCCUCUGAAGUACCGAAGAGAAACACCCCAGAAGCUGCUGCCCAUCGAAGCUCUGUGUGAGUUUGACGCAGACGAGGGGCAAAUCUUGCGUGGGGAAAGGUACACCCUGCUCCGGAACAAUGGGGCUAAAUGGGAUGUGAAGGAUGCGGCUGGACGUAAAAUCACUGCCCCGGGCGUCUGCUUCAUGAUCCCACCUACUGACCCAGAGGCGGUGGCCAUUUCUGACAACUUGGCUAGUCAGCAAAAAGCUCUUAAACAAAAGAUGGCGUCCAGCAAAGCAACGCUACAGAAACGAUAUGAUGUGCUGAAGAAGGAGAGUGGAGCAGGCACAGCUACAGACAAGGAGGAACAGCAGUGCCGCCAGCUGAUGGCUGGUCUCGAUAAGGUGGUCAGUGACCUGGACAAACAGGAGAAAGCUAUUUACACUCGAGUGCGCCCACCGCUGGAGCAGAACAGGCCACUGCAGGACAGUGCUGACCGCCUCCAGGAUAUGAGGGAUAUUGCUGCUGCUGUCAGUAGGGUUGAACCAGAGAAGACCUCUAAAGUUGCGGAGGCAAAAACCUUCUUGACUUCAAACCCGAGGUGCACUAGCGCUCCUCAGCUUCACAGCAAGAUGGAUGAGGCCAACAAGAAGUACACAAAGAUAGAUCAGCUUCUUCAGUGUUCUCAGGAGAAACUGAAGAAUUCCAACCAGCUGGAGACAUCUCUUCAGAAUGGGAAGACUUUACUGUCUACCUACGAGAACAAGCUGGCCAGGGAGGAGGUUGCUCCAGCUGACAUCCUCUCAUUGGAGAAGAUGCAGAAAGAACUUGCUGAUAUGGGAGCAGACCUGAGGCCCCAGAGAUCAGUGAUUUCAGAGACGGAGCAGAACCUGCGCUUGGCCAAAAGCAGCUGUGAUACCAUGGCCAACAACUUUCAGGAGCAUUGUCCUGAUAUUGAAAGACAGGAGGCUGAUGUCCAGAAACUCAGCAAGCGCUACAACAACCUCAACAGACAGAUUGAUUACAGGUCUCAAAGCUUGCAGAGGGCCAAGAUGGCUUACAAGAAUUACCAGAAUGAUUAUGACAACCUGAACACCUGGCUGUCUCGUGUCCCAAAUUAUGAGCCCCGUGAAACUGAUGACCCGAGACAACUGGAAGCCAAGCUGAAGAAUCAGAGGAACUUGCUCUCUGACAUUACAAGAAAGGAAUCAGACUUGAACAAUAUCUCCAAAAAUGCCCAGCUAUACCAGCAGGCCAUCAAGGACUAUGAGAGUGAGACUGAGAAAUUUAGAUCCAUUCUUGAUCUUGAGGAUGGACUUGUACCUCAGUCCUACAAGAGGAGCAGAGUGGAAUCACCUGCUCUGGCAGUAAAGGCAGAGGAAGCUGCUAUUGAAACAAAGUUCACAGAGGUGAAUGCUGUGAGCAAACAAAGGCUGCAGAAUCUUGAGUUUGCCCAAAGUCUUCUUAGCCAGCAACCUGAAAUUCCUCUUAUCCAGUCUAGCAAUGUGAAAUCAGUCAAUGCUGCUGCCCCAGGAGGGGAGCCAUGGCGAAUCAGAAAGCAGCUGGAAGAUGAGACUCACAGGAGAGAGCAGCUAGAAAAAGAAAUUGAGACCAUUCAGACUGACAUUUACCUCCUGGAAGGACAAAAGCCCGAAGACACAAUUGUCAAGAAGGAGCACAUUAAAAAGGUAGCAGACCCACAGUUGGAUGAGGAAAUACACAAGGUUCACCAGAAGCUCUCGGAGGAGCGGCGCACCACCCAUGUGCUGGAGAAUGACCUAGAGAUCCUCAAGCUGAAACUACGUGGCCUUGAGACAGAGGUCAAAGAAGGAGCACAGCAGUACACAGUCAAAGAGGUUUUGCGCAUUGAAAGAGACCGUGGUCAGGAGGAGGAGGUUCGCACGCUUCGGGAUGAGCUAGAAGAGCUAAGAAGACACAAGAUGUUGAAAGAUAAUGAGCUUAUUCAGAUCCAAAAGCAGGUUACCCUACUAGCUGAGCAGAAAAACAGGGAACAGGAAGUAAUCACUGAGGAGGAAGUGAUCAAAGUCCAGAAUGACCCCCAACUUGAGUCAGAGUACCGACUUCUCCUUGACAGGAAACAGAAAGAAAUGGAUAACAGAAAGCAGUUGGAGGAUGAGCUGCAGUUCCUGCAGGAGAAGCUCAGAAGGUUAGAGAAGGAGAAAGAAAUUGCUGAGGAGAAGAUUUCCAUCAAGGAGGUGCUUAAAGUAGAGAAAGAUGUUGUCUUUGAAAGAGAGGUAGAAAACCUCAGAAGACAGUAUGAGGAUGAGAAGGCCAGACGAAGAUCAUCACAACGGGAGAAGACAGACCUCCAUAGGAAAAUUCAGAGCCUGGAGGAAGAGAAAUCUAAGGUUGUGGUUCAGGAGAAGAUGCGUGAGAUUGUCCGCCCUGACCCCAAGGCUGAGAAUGAAGUGGCCAACCUCCGUCUUGAAGUUGUAGAGCAACAGAGGCGCUACAGAGAUGCUGAUCUCCAACUGAAAUCCCUGCAGGAUGAGCUGACUAUGCUGAGGAACAGAGGACCUCAAGUGGAAGUUAAAGAGAUCAUUAAAGAAGUAAUCAAAUACAAGACUGAUCCACAGACUGAAAAAGAGCUGGAGAGACUUCGCAAUGAAAUUGUUGAUAAAACUCACCUGACAGAGAAAUCUGAGAUGGAAAUCCGUCAACUCCGGGAUGAGAUUGAAAGAUGGAAGGCAACUAAACCGCAAAUACAGACUAAAGAAGUGGUCAAUGAAGUGUUGCAGUACCGAGAAGAUCCCAAGACUAAAGAAGAGAUCGAAACUUUGAAAAGGAAGCUGGCUGAUGAACAGAAGAAACGUCUUGAUCUUGAGAGUGAACGGUCAACUCAAGAAGAGAAGAUUAGACUGAAGAAGAUUGAUCUGUCUCAGGUGCGAGAAAAGGUUGUUCAGCAAGAAGUGGUCAAGAUGAAAGAAGAUCCUGUUCUCAAGUCAGAGUGUGAGACAUUCCAACAAAGCAUCAACAGCGAGCAAAAACAAAGAGAGAACCUUAAAUCAGAGCUCUUCCAACUGCAGAGACAGAUUGCUGACCUGGACCUGCAACUGGAGGAACUAGAGCGUGAGCGCAGGGCAAGGCGUGAUGCAGAGCUGGAGAUCCAGAGACUUCGCAUCAGACUCAAUGAGUUGGAGAUCCGGGACAAAGAGAACCGUGAAAAGGUGACUGUCAAACAGAAGGUUGUACUGCAGCAGGAUCCCCAACAGGAGAAGGAACAUUCCAUCCUCAAACUACAGCUAGAUGAAGAGCGACACAAGCGCACCCUGCUCGAGAAAGAAUUGAACGCCCUCAGUCAGCAGCAACGUACCCUGGAGAAGAUGGAUGUGAAGGAAAGAGUUGUCCGCACUGAGAAAGUGCAAGUGGAGAGGGACCCAGAGGCUGAGCUUGAGAUUGAGAACCUAAGGAGAACUUUAGAAGAUGAGAAAAGGAGAAGGCGUGAUCUUGACCAGGAGCUGUCUUUGCUCACCUCCAAGCUCUCUGAUAUGGAAUUUGCAAACACGAAGUCUACUAAAGAACUUGACUACAUCCGUGACGAAAGUAGCCAACUCCAACAAGAAAACCAAAGGCUGCAGAAUGAGAUCCGCAAACUUCGGUCAGAAAUUGAUAUCACCUACAAAGAGACUCGACUUAUCACUGAGUCUGCACCAAGGGAGGAUGGCAGGAACUUGGAGUUGAGGCUUGACUCACUUCAGAAGGAACUAACAGAUCUGAAAAGCAUAACAACCCAAAAAGACAAGGAGAUUGAAAAGCUUAAGAAGAACCUGGCAGCAGUGAGGAUGAAGAGAGAGCAAAGGGAAAGCCACCUCCGCAGAUCCAUUGUUGUUAUUGAUCCUGAUACAGGAAAGGAGAUGCGACCAGAAGAGGCGUACCGUCUAGGGUUGAUCGACUGGAAGAUGUUUGUUAAUCUGCAGAGCCAGGAGUGCGAUUGGGAGGAGAUCACAGUUAAAGGCCCAACUGGAGAAUCCUCUGUGCUUCAUGACAGAAAAUCAGGGAAGAAGUUCUCCAUUGAUGAUGCACUGCGUCUUGGGCACAUCACAAAUCAACAGCUUCAGCAGUACACAGACAAAAAAAUAACCAUUCAGGAGUUUGGUGUAAUGGUGUCUGCCGCGCAAAAGUAAACCUCUCAACGGCCUCCCUGCUGUUCUCUAUCUUGUCACUCUGGCAUUAGGACUGCAGCUUAAAUUUCCAAGCUACAUUAUGUAUUCAUUUUCUUAUGCAUAUUCAGUUUUGUCGCACUGAAUACCUGGUUUGUUAGAAGUACCGUUACAGCCACUAGUUUAUCUUCAAGCUAAUCAGGGUCCCCUGAUUAGCUUGAAGAUAAACUUUUAUUUCUCUGAGUAGGUAAAAGGGUUGGUGGUUUAUCUUUCAUUUGAUCAUUGUACUGGGAUUAAAAUGUAUCCUUUAUUCAUGGGGAUUCCCUAUGUUUAUAUGCUGUUCAUUCAUCAAACUGUGUACUCAUCAAGCUUUAAUAAAAUUUCUUUUAAUCUGA
Molecule: messenger RNA, 5806 nt
Organism: Girardinichthys multiradiatus
Lineage: Eukaryota; Metazoa; Chordata; Actinopteri; Cyprinodontiformes; Goodeidae
Product: periplakin-like
Exons: 22
Coding region: 144-5435 (1763 amino acids)
Biological process (GO): wound healing; intermediate filament cytoskeleton organization
Cellular component (GO): membrane; intermediate filament; cytoplasm
Molecular function (GO): structural molecule activity; cadherin binding
Source: RefSeq, a predicted model, not a curated record